This is a messenger RNA of Amorphotheca resinae ATCC 22711, 954 nucleotides long. RefSeq lists its product as hypothetical. Lineage: Eukaryota; Fungi; Ascomycota; Leotiomycetes; Helotiales; Amorphothecaceae. The transcript is spliced from 2 exons. The coding region runs from base 201 to 857 and encodes 218 amino acids. The record is from RefSeq and is a predicted model, not a curated record.
UCAGUAUUUUUUGAAAAGAAACGGGCCUUUCAAAAAAUCGGAAAAGGAAGAUUGAAUGGGUAAUUAAUAAAAGUUUUUAUUAAUUUGAUAUUCUUCUCCUCUGAUCUCAUCUCAUCCCACUCCCGCGUUCCCAGCCACAUCCCCCACAUCUCCAAACUUCAAGACUACGAGAACAAGAAGAAGAACAAACAAGCAAAAUAAUGGCGACGGAUAUUUCGACCCGGGUCAGUAUCCGCUGGCUACCAGACGAUGCGUCGGAACCGACUGAUACGUUGGUGUAUACGGUGGGAGCGUAUUUCGUGGAUCUGAGGGUGUUGAAGGAGGAUGGGAGUAUUGAGUGGGGAUUUGCGGGGACGAGGGAGGUGGUGGGGAGGGAGCCUUUAAAAUGCCGCUGGAUACACACGCUCGAUUCCCACGGCAGCAACACACCGGAUGAAGGAGUGCUCACUCCCCUGCCCAACGGCGACACGCUCGAAACCGGAACCAUGCCCUGCCCGCACAAAAACAACAUCCCCACAGCCUACGAAGAGAUCUGGCACACGCUGCCUCCCCUCCCCGGGCCCCCACACGCCUGGAUCCUGGAAUCUGUGGAUGGGAAAUCGUUUCUGGGACGGAUUGCGGGCGGGUUCUUGGCGUUGGGGGAGGGAGAGGAGGGGUUUGGGGCCAGGAGGGAGGAGUGGGAUGCGGAGGGGGGCAGGUGGAGGGGAAGAUAUAGCAUUGGUGAUGUGAAGGAUUUAUUUAGUUUUGAGAUGUUGGGGAGGGAGAUGCUGGAUGGGGAGGCGGGGUGGAGGGCUGGGAUGGAGGUGGGGAUUGGGGGGAGGGAGUAUGUGGUUAGGGCCUUUGAGAAGCUGGAGUAAGGUAGCUAGGGAGCUGAUAGUUGGGUAGUUGGUGUUGGGAUUUAUCCUUCUGUUUACUGUAUGUACAGAUGGUGCUUCGAGUAAGCGGUUCAUGCAG